AUGCUGGGCCUGGGGUGGCUCAGAAAAAUGCGGCAGCGCGAUGGGACGGGCAAGCUUCAUGCAGGUUCGGAGCCGCCCCAUGUCCGGGACGACCCUCGCUUCAACGCAGAGGUUGACCAGAUCACCGGCUACCGGACACAGAGCAUCCUCUGUAUGCCGAUUAAGAACCACCGCGAAGAGGUUGUCGGCGUCGCCCAGGCCAUCAACAAGAAGUCGGGAAACGGCGGGACAUUCACUGAGAAAGAUGAGAAGGACUUCGCCGCGUACUUGGCAUUUUGUGGGAUUGUUCUUCACAACGCACAACUCUACGAGACAUCGCUGCUGGAGAACAAGAGGAAUCAGGUGCUGCUUGACCUGGCCAGCCUGAUUUUUGAAGAGCAGCAAUCCUUGGAGGUCAUUCUGAAGAAGAUCGCUGCCACGAUUAUCUCCUUCAUGCAGGUGCAGAAGUGCACCAUCUUCAUCGUGGAUGGAGACUGCUCCGAUUCCUUUUCCAGCGUGUUCCACAUGGAGUGUGAGGAGCUGGAGCGAUCAUCCGACACUGUGACAAGGGACCGGGAUGGGAGCCAGAUCAACUACAUGUACGCUCAGUACGUCACUAGCACCAUGGAGGCGCUCAACAUCCCCGACGUCAGCAAGGACAGCAGAUUCCCCUGGGCGAAUGAAAACAUGGGGAACGUAAGCCAGCAGGGCAUUCGAAGUUUGCUUUGUACGCCUAUAAAAAAUGGAAAGAAGAAUAAAGUGAUAGGAGUUUGCCAGCUCGUGAACAAGAUGGAGGAGAACACCGGCAAGGUGAAGCCAUUCAACCGGAACGACGAGCAGUUCCUGGAAGCUUUCGUGAUCUUCUGUGGCCUGGGGAUCCAGAACACGCAGAUGUAUGAGGCGGUGGAGAGGGCCAUGGCCAAGCAGAUGGUCACGUUGGAGGUCCUGUCCUAUCACGCCUCGGCCGCAGAGGAGGAGACCCGGGAGCUGCAGGCCUUAGCGGCGGCCGUGGUGCCCUCUGCCCAGACCCUGCGGAUCACCGACUUCGGCUUCAGCGACUUCGAGCUGUCGGACCUGGAAACUGCGCUGUGCACCAUCCGGAUGUUCACCGACCUCAACCUGGUGCAGAACUUCCAGAUGAAGCAUGAGGUCCUCUGCCGGUGGAUCCUGAGUGUGAAGAAGAAUUACCGGAAGAACGUGGCCUACCACAACUGGAGACACGCCUUCAACACGGCGCAGUGCAUGUUCGCCGCCCUGAAGGCAGGCAAGAUCCAGAGCAAGCUGUCGGACCUGGAGGUGCUGGCCCUGCUGGUCGCCGCCCUGAGCCACGACCUGGACCACCGAGGCGUGAACAACUCCUACAUUCAGCGGUGAGGUGGUCACCCUGCCAGA
Molecule: messenger RNA, 1371 nt
Organism: Myotis lucifugus (little brown bat)
Lineage: Eukaryota; Metazoa; Chordata; Mammalia; Chiroptera; Vespertilionidae
Product: cGMP-specific 3',5'-cyclic phosphodiesterase
Exons: 13
Coding region: 1-1353 (450 amino acids)
Biological process (GO): signal transduction
Molecular function (GO): 3',5'-cyclic-GMP phosphodiesterase activity; protein binding
Source: RefSeq, a predicted model, not a curated record